This is a messenger RNA of Spodoptera exigua (beet armyworm), 792 nucleotides long. The record is from the annotation of a GenBank genome assembly. Lineage: Eukaryota; Metazoa; Arthropoda; Insecta; Lepidoptera; Noctuidae.
AUGUGCCGCCGCCGCAGCACGCGCGCCGCCUCGCUGCACACAGCCACUCCGUCUCCCAGCGUCCAGCCCGCGACUCACGCCGACAUAUGGGCCAUCACUGUGUACUGUGGCGACAGUAUAUGCCAGGAGUCACGUGGACUCGUUUUAACGGAGUGUCCAAAAAGUAUUGAAGUAACGAACGCUCCACCGACCCGGCAUUCCCGCCAGGAUGGUCCUCUCACUGACGCGAAGCUCGCGAUACGCUUUGGUGGCCCGGAGGUUAAGGCGCCCGCUUCUCGUGCACGAGGGCGUGCGUUCGAAACCUGGCAGUCGAGUGGCGAGACGCGGCUAGACGUGAGCCUCCUGCGGGUAGUGCGUGAGUGUGCAGUGACCUUGACCGAGCGCGGGGCUGCGCGCGCGCAGGUGCCGGCGGCGCACGCGUCGCAAAUAUCAACACAUGUCUACCAGCAGCCGUGGAGGCAGGGUGUGGGCUGCAUGCACGGUCACCGUCUCGCUCGGCUGCUGGUGUCCAGCGCACUGCGAGUGGGUGGCGCCCGGCGGCGGGGCAGGACGGCUAGCGGGACCCUAACGUCCGCGCAGGUGCCAGUAACGGGACCUCGCGAAAGUUGCCCGGUGCUGGUGCCUGUAGAGGCGGGGCGCGGGGCGCGGGGCUACAAGAGUGAAGCAAGCAAUGAGUGUUGGGACUCACCAGUGCUCAUGCUGAAGCGGGCGCGGGGCCGAUGGUGCGCACGCGCAGCUUGCUCGACGAAUAUUACUGCGUGUCCCGGCAGCUCGCGGGCUAGACCAGUCUAG